Porites lobata is the source of this 5678-nucleotide messenger RNA. NCBI's taxonomy places the organism in Eukaryota, Metazoa, Cnidaria, Anthozoa, Scleractinia, Poritidae. The record is from the annotation of a GenBank genome assembly.
AUGCAUUCAGCAAAAAAUUGCUUUGACAGGAUUACAGGUGAUUUAAAACAAUAACUGGCUUGAGACGACUCGCGAACUUAAGCACAUAGCAUUGUUACUACAAUACUGGGUUAAAUAACUUGACUUUUAUUAGAAGGAGAGAGAGGGCGUAAUGCAUAAAAUGUUUUUUUAAAAAUCCAGAUUCAAUAAAGCACGACGGCGACAAAAGUGAAAACGUCCAAACGUCCUUACUAAUAGCGUGAAUACGCUUUUAUUAAUUAUUUAUUGAGUAAUAAGUUAUUCCAACUCAUUCAAUUUGUUAAAGGUAGGCGAAAUUCACAUAUAAAAAGGAAAGCUUGUCGACUUGUCUUCCUCGGGUGCAACAUUAUCUGGAAUUGUUACCCUUUAGUUUUUUCUAGGGAUGACCAAAAUCUGUCAGAUUGCAUAUCUUGUCAGUGUUUUAUUAACGUUUGCUUUAAGUCUGUCGUCGUAAAUAGUUUCUUAUUUCUAAUUAAGCUGCUGCCAGUAGUAUCAAAUCAAAUAUUAUCACUAAUAAGAUUUCCAACUUCCACGUAUUGGAAGACCAAUGAACCUUACUUUUUAAUGUACCUACAGCGAAAUAAAAGAAAGCAUUAACAAAAUCGAAAGUGUUUGUCGUCAACUCAUUGCAAGAUUUAUGUUUCACUGAUUGUACUGCGCCAAGCAUACUUUGUCUAUUAGAAAGGUAAUAUCUAACAAACUUCCCUAGAGCAAAGGGAAGGGCGUUAGACAGGAAAACCAGUUGUUUUUUAUUGAAUGAAAUGACCAGAAAUUAGCUUGUUCUAUUUCUUACGGCAGAAAAAUGUACCAGAAGUGGAGGGGUACGUGCAGAGGCAUUGUUCUCGCUAAUAUGUUAGCUUAGUCAGGGAACAUUGUUUUUGGAACUUUUAUUAUUGAAACGCGGUCAAACACGCUAAAGAAUAGAGAGCUCAGCAACAGCGACGGCAACGGCUACGUAAACGUUACUUAAAGAUGAACUCGCGUUGCUUCAAACUUUAUAGCGCUUAUUCCAUCUCGUUCAUUUCGUCAAAUGUUGGCAAUUUUUUCUGGAGUUGAAUUUUAAAACGGACUCUAUCAAUGUUCAGGAAAAGAAAAAGAAAGUCGUCGUCUUGUUUUCACUUCCUUCAAAAAACGUGAAAUUAGGCAGUUUUACGUCGUAGUAGUGCAAUGACGGCCAAACUAUGUACAAAAAAACGUGAUGCACGUGGAAAGUUGUUGUUUUGCCAAUCUAAGCCAAUUGCGUUUGUGCCGUUCUCGUUGACGUCACCGUCGUCGUUGCUUAAUUAAGCUACCUAAUGUUAAAAGUUCGGGUUCUUUAAGUCGCAGUAAUAGAAAAGUGUCCGACAAGAGGUGACCUUUUGAAAACAUUCGAAAUAAUCCAAACUAAUUGCUUAUAACUGUAACUGCUUAUAUUUAUUAAUAAUAAAUAAGAACUAUAAACUUAAAUAUUAAUUCUCUGAUUAUUUGGUUAUUAUUUCAGGCUCCAUUCCUGAACAUUUAAAAGUAAUGUCUCCACUUUUCGUGGUCGUCUUCACUCUCUACAACUUCUCUCCUGGCGCGGACGCCAUUUUUCUUCCCUACUGGUCGAAAAGAAACCACUCGGAAACAUCUUUUCACAUUCCUAUGUCAUCCCUUGCGCUAGAGGGCAGGGGCGCUCCGGUAAAGCUGCCCUAUUACUCUGAACUGGCGAAAAAUUACUCCCUGGACUACCGCUGUGCAAACGGGCUGCCUAUUUCCAUCGCUUGGCACCCGUACUCCCCGUAUUCAAUAAUUUAUCAAACAAAGAACAAAGGAGUCCCUGGCUUAACUGUGGAUGGAAUGUUUCCUGGUAUUUUAAAUGCUGCUGUGGCAGGCUGCUGUCAUAAGGAUACGGAAGUUUUGUUUGGCAAGCUUCUGAAGUCUGUACGGAACGCCGAGAAAAACAUUCAGACAGAUACCUUCGAUCUGACGUUUCCUCUGUAUGGAUAUGACUCCUCUGCAACCUCAUUUAGGUAAAACAACGUUUUUCUCUCUACUGAAGCGAAUUUUCGGAAAAGUGAGAAACAAAGCAAAAAAUACCUACUUAUAACGCUCCACCAGCCAUUUUUACCGCGAUAGACUGGUUAUUUAUGUCAUUAAUUUGACCACUUCAUAAUUCUUUUUGUGAAUUCGCUUUUUUAUCUCAGUUUCUUACCAAUUUUUUUUUUUCAAGGGAUCGGCCGUUUAUCGGUGUGGUACGAGCUCCUCGUGUUAUCCUUCUUGUUCACAAUGAACCUCCAAACAAAACGCAGACACACGUGCUGUUCUCUACCAUCGCCAACGCCUGGCCUAUGCUGGUUUUUAUCCUUGUGACGGCGUCACUCUCAGGAAUUAUCAUCUGGUUUCUGGUGAGCUUUUUUCUUUGUUUAUUUGUUUUUCCCCAGCUUAAAAAAACUAAUGGAAAUUGAGAUUUUCGAAAAAUUAAAGUUGGCCUAAAUCUACUUAAAGUUGCGCAAACUUUCCAAGGUGCGUAAUUUUUGUAAAGGAAGGCUCAAUAAUAAAGCUUGGUUACUUAAAUUUGCCUUUUUUCAAUGCGGUGUAUGAUUCAUCAACAUCACCUACUUCCCAGUCAAUCUAGUGAACACUUUCAAAGUCCUUUCUUUAUCUUCUUCAUGUCAGGACCACCCCAGCAACCCUGGCGAGUUUCCACCGCCGUUUUUGCGAGGAUCCUGGGAAGGUUUCUGGUGGGCUCUUGUUACCAUGACAACAGUAGGGUAUGUACUGCUUAUCGGUUUUAUAUUGAAUUCGGAAGUAAUACCGUCCAGAUUAAGUACUCCAUCACUGCAAAAAUGAUAAGGAACUCGUACGCACCUCGUACUUUCGCCUUUAUCCCGUUACUCUUCGCCUUUAUCCCGUUACUCUUACAUCUUACAUCAGCCUAUACAAGUUUUUUUUCUUGUUUUGCUUGAUUAAAUGAAUUAUUUACCUGACUCACUGAAUGGCUGGCUGAUUUACUAGCUAGCUGAAGAACUGUUUGACCAUCUGUUGGACUGACUGACUGACUUGUUGAAUGAUUGACUGACCUUCUUAUCAUAGGACUAUCAGAAAUAUUUCAGUGACUUCACAAGAAAGGAACAAACGAUCGAUUUGUUUCACAUAUGAAUUCACCUUUACUUCUGUGUUAACACAGGUAUGGUGACCGCUCUCCAAAGUCGGCCUUGGGCCGAGUGUUCUGCAUCAUCUGGAUUAUAACUGGAGUCAUCAUUGUCUCCAUAUUUACAGCUCUUGUUACAGCAUCGUUAUCUGCCAGCACUGUGCAGAUUUUUAAAAUUCAUGGCUCAAAGGUAUACCACGUUUAUUAAAACCACUCUUAAAGCGGGAAGGGGUGGGGGGGGGAGAUUGGAGAUUAAGAUAAGCCUAGUUAUUUCCAAGUUUGUUAUUUUAUAUUCUGUUGACUUAGAUAUAAAAGUAUGCGACACAUAAUAAAAUUUUAUUCUUUUACUUUAUCACAGAUCGGAGCUGUUAACGGAAGUGAGGAGUUUAAGCUGGGAGUCACCAUGAACGCUGACAUGAAAGGUACAUGUUCGUCAUGAUAUAAUCAUUGACCAUCUCUAGGUGGAAAAUGUCUUGAUCACGUGUUUCGGGCUGAUUUUCUUUUUGCACAAUGCAUGUAGGUCUGGUCAUUCUUACACUAAAAGAUCUUAGCUGUUAAGUUUUUUUUAUUUAAAGAGGGAAAUCGAGAGAUUUCCAGCCGCAGAUAGUUGAAGGGGCGAGUUGACUAGUCAACAAUCAAAGCCGACAAAAUUCUACUCGAUUUUUUUUUUCUCACGAUUGGAAUACUAAUUAAAUUGGUUUUCUAGCUAUUUUUUUAUCAAGUACUUCCGGCAAGACAGAACAAUGAACGAUUUUAAAGUAGGUAGGAUUUUUUAAACCUACAUUCUUACAUUAUUUUUUUUCUUUGUACUUAAGUCUUUCCACACGUCAUGCAAAUGACGAAAGCACUGUUAGUGCAUGAAAUUGACGGCGCAUUGGUGGACAACUACGUCAUCACUCACUCCCUGAACUUAAUUCAGGACGAACCAAUCAGAAUCGAGAGAUAUAUUGAUCACGCGAUAACUUACGGAGUAGUAUUGGCCAGGAAUUCAUCCAAACUCGAAACCUGCUUUCGACGGUUCUUGCAUAACCAUCCACAAGAGGUGUUUGAGAUAAUAGCUGAAAAUCUUGUCCCUCUCAAGGUAAGAAAUCUUUUCGGAUGCGUUCCAUUUACACGACGUUCAAAGUUAUUCAAUUUAGUAUUGAAUAUGAAACUUACAUACAGGUGUUAAAAAAGUAGAAAUAGCCUGAGAUAGCCGGGUUUCAUAUUUGUAAUUCCUUGAUUAUAGGGACUGCGGUCUCACCAGAGAAUUUUCUCAUCAUCUCAUUCAGGAGCCCAUGCUCCUGUCUCAUUGUAAUCGUUAGAAACGGUAGCCGCCUCGGCCAUCUUGAAAGUAAUAACCUUGCGCUUCGCGCUUGGUUACUAUGCCAAAAGUAAUUGUUACUGUUACACGUGAUUUCUACUUUCAUAUUUUGUAACUAACCGGCUUUUACCGACCUAAUUGAGAUGAUGAUGAUGACAGGAGUUUUCCCGUCAUGCAGCUCAUCGUUUGAAGCUUUCACCAACUUGCGGUUAUCCCCCUCUCCAAACCCCCUCCCCUACCACGCACUUAGACCAUCACCUCAACUACCUUGAAAAUUAUAACCUAGCGCUACGCGCUGGGUCAUUACUUUUUAAGAAGGCCACCGAACCGCCCAGGCAUUACCUUAUCCUCGACAAUUUCUUUUGUUUCAAGAAAUCUACAAUUAUUUUGGCCAAGUGAGUGACUACGCUCUAUUUCAUCGAAAAAUAUGAAUAGAGAUCAACAGAGUCUACACCUCCAAUGCAGAAGCUGAUGAAAUCCCUUAAUAGCUGCGUUUCUUGGCUUAGCAAUAAGUAAUGAGUGAAACCAAGGCCAAGUAUAGUUUUAGUCGUAUCUGCUUCUAAGAACUCAUUGGAUCAUUUUUUUGUUGUUAUGUAUUUGACCAUAGAGGCCGCAUGUUAAGCUGUCCUUAAAAAAACCACCAUGAAUGAAACAUUCUUCUUUUUUUUUUAAAUUUGUAGCAACAAUUCCCUACCUUCCCUAUCUUAACUUAACCGGAUAAUAUCUCAGUAAAGGGCAUACAAGAACGAAAUUACCUUAAUUUGGAUGUUGUAGAGUUUUGUUUGUACCAAAUUAAGAUUAUAUAACGUUUUUUAAUGGAUAUAUUUAUUUAAUAUCAUUAUUAUUGUUUUUAGAAUCCUACUGACGAUGAAAAUCAGCAACUCAAGGCUGCGGAAGGAUUGUUUUAUCAAGAACAAGUGUUUGAACUUGUCAUGUAUAUUGGCCUUGGGGUAGCUGGAGUCUUAUUUUUAGCUGGUCUCACCUGGGAAUUUUUGUGUCGACGACCGAAAGUCAGUAAGUACUAAAGGAGAAUCUAUGUUAAAGUAAAAAAAAAACUUUUCCGAUUGUUGUUGCGCAAAAAAAAAGAAAAAAAUUGGCAAGACGCUUACCUUGACGAAAUCAUAUCUUGCCUUUAUUUUCUUUGAGAACGCAAGGUUUUUUAUUAUCGGUAAACUCUAGAACAGACCUUACUCACGAUAUCCGCCACUUUUGUACGGACUUAAGGACUCAUGGGAUAGAAGCGUG